Molecule: messenger RNA, 318 nt
Organism: Strongyloides ratti
Lineage: Eukaryota; Metazoa; Nematoda; Chromadorea; Rhabditida; Strongyloididae
Product: Glycosyl transferase, family 14-containing protein
Exons: 2
Coding region: 1-318 (105 amino acids)
Cellular component (GO): membrane
Molecular function (GO): glycosyltransferase activity
Source: RefSeq, a predicted model, not a curated record
AUGCCAGUGACUCUAAAAGAGAAGCGUCCAUCUUCACUUAUGUGUGAACAAUUUGAAUCAAAUUUCUUAAAUUCUAAAUUUUUUGAACAUCUUGCUACAACUGAAAAUGAUUCACAACCUUUAACAUGUGAAUUGAUAAAAAAAAGAAGAUAUUUUACCCUUGUAACAUUAUCAAAAGAGGAAGAAAAUUUUCCAUUAGCUUAUAGUUUCCUUGUGUACAAAGAUUAUGAAGUUCUUGAAUUAAUUUUAUUCUUAAUAUACCAACCUCAAAAUAUUUAUUGUUAUACUAUUGAUAAGAAACAACCAAUGAAAAUUUAA